AUGGCAGAUGUACAAACAGAGAAAGCCUUUAUGAGACAAGACGGGGUCUCGCUAAAGAGCAAGAAGUUCUUUGCAAAGAAAACUGCCAAAGGAGUGAGAUACUGGAAAAACGUCGGUCUUGGUUUCAAAACUCCGAAAGAAGCAAUUGAAGGAGCUUAUGUUGAUAGAAAAUGCCCAUUCACAGGAGAUGUUUCUAUCCGUGGGAGAAUCCUGAAAGGUAUGGUUAUUUCGACAAAAAUGAAACACACAAUUAUUCUUAGAAGAAACUAUCUUCACUAUAUCCCCAAAUAUAAAAGGUUUGAAAAGAGGCAUAAGAACAUUUCAGCUCACUGCUCACCAGCCUUUCAACACAUAAAGGAAGGAGAUAUUGUGACAAUUGGCCAAUGCAGACCUUUGUCUAAAACCGUCAGAUUCAACGUUCUUAAGGUUCAAUCAAAUCAAAUCUUUGGAUCAGCUAGAAAACAAUUCGUAUUAUUCUAA
This is a messenger RNA of Blepharisma stoltei, 480 nucleotides long. Lineage: Eukaryota; Ciliophora; Heterotrichea; Heterotrichida; Blepharismidae. The record is from the annotation of a GenBank genome assembly.